AUGCCACCGAAACCUAAAGUCUCCGUCGCCGACGACUCCGACGCUUUCACGCCAGAGCGGUUCGAGAAGGAGCUCAAGACAUUAGCAGCGAAGGCCAAGGGUGAGACCAAGGGCAAAUUCUUCAAGGAGCAGGCUUCCACAUACAUCAAGACCACCAUCCUUCUCACAUUGGCGGCUAUCUACAGCAAUGUCUCUCAGCUGGCGCUUUCUCCCGUCUACGGCUCGAUUCCGUCAUCGAUAUAUCAUGCGAAGCUCGUCAUGGUGGCGUGUUUCUUUGGCUGGUCGGGUAACGUACUUCUGAAUCGCACACUGCCAUUCAAGACAGCAAAACUGCUACCUGUCAUUGCUCUCAUGGUUCCGACAAUCCAGUUUCACCUGUACAAGACCAGCGCAACUCUCACGGCGCAUUGGGGCCCUCUGGCCACUGAGGCUGUCACUCUGUUUCCUCUGAUCUUGGUAUCCGUUAGUUGUGUGGCGACUGAACUGGAGAAGGCAAACCUGUCGAAGCUGCCCAAGUUUCUGGCCGACGCAGGUCCCGGCCUUGGAUCAUGGGGACUCUUCAAGUUCAUGGAGAAAUUGUCGGGAGACUAUUUGCAGGCGUAUAUCGGCAAAUCGUUUUUUCAGACCCGCAUUGGCCUGGAAGCGUUGCUUGCGGCCGCAUACUCCGUCUACGCUCCCUCAAAGCUUCUCUUGUUUGCUAUUCCGACUGUCCUACACACCGCUGUGCUCAACACCCAUGCCCUAACUCCCAUGGCAGCUGCGUCGCUCAACAGCACCUUACUGGCAGACGACUGGUUUCUCUUGGACCGUAAAGAAUCCAUUACCGGAUAUAUUUCAGUACUCGAGAGUAUCAAGGACGGCUAUCGGGUGUUGAGAUGUGAUCACUCGCUCCUAGGCGGUGAAUGGGUCAGACACAAAGGACGUAUCCUUGCCGAGCCCAUCUACGGCGUUUUCGUCAUGCUCGAGGCUGUCCGCCUCGUCAAGACCACGAAUCCCGUGCCUGAUAACGAGGCUAAGGCUCUCAACAUCGGCCUUGGUAUCGGUACAACCCCCGGUGCUCUGAUUGCCCAUGGCAUUGACACCACAAUUGUUGAGAUCGAUCCGAUUGUUCACGAGUUUGCUUCCAAGUACUUUGACCUGCCUUCCAACCACACUCCCGUCAUUGCGGAUGCUGUGAGCUACACUGCAAAGCUCGUCGACGACCCUAGUGCCAGAUACGACUACAUCGUCCACGACGUCUUCACUGGAGGCGCCGAGCCUGUCCCUUUGUUCACCCUCGAGUUCUUACAAGGCCUGAACUCCCUUUUGAAGCCUGACGGUGUUAUUGCAAUCAACUAUGCUGGAGACUUCCUGCAUCCGGCGCCCAAGCUUGUCGUCGACACCAUCAGGGAGGUUUUCCCGUCGUGCCGCAUUUUCCGGGAAUCGGAGCACCCUAGCAAGAAGAAAAUUCAGGAGGAAGGCCAGGACUUCACCAACAUGGUCAUCUUCUGCAAGAAGACUAGCGGCAAGCUGUUCUUCAGAAAGCCCACCGAGGAAGACUUUCUCGCCAGCCGCAGUCGUCAAGUCUUCCUGCAACCCCGCCACGAGGUCCUGCCCAAGCAUUUCCUGGAUGGCGACUUCGGUUUGCUGAGAAACAAUGCCACUGAACAACUGACCAAGUGGCAUGAAAAGAGCGCCCUGGGGCACUGGGAGGUCAUGCGUGUCGUGUUGCCCGCAUUUAUCUGGGAGAAUUGGUGA
This is a messenger RNA of Colletotrichum siamense, 1737 nucleotides long. RefSeq names its product Polyamine aminopropyltransferase (gene speE). Bases 1 to 1737 code for a protein of 578 amino acids. NCBI's taxonomy places the organism in Eukaryota, Fungi, Ascomycota, Sordariomycetes, Glomerellales, Glomerellaceae. The transcript has 3 exons. The record is from RefSeq and is a predicted model, not a curated record.